Dromaius novaehollandiae (emu) is the source of this 2624-nucleotide messenger RNA. RefSeq names its product glutamate-ammonia ligase (gene GLUL). Gene Ontology annotation, molecular function: glutamine synthetase activity. The record is from RefSeq and is a predicted model, not a curated record. Gene Ontology annotation, cellular component: cytoplasm. The transcript is spliced from 7 exons. The coding region runs from base 157 to 1278 and encodes 373 amino acids. NCBI's taxonomy places the organism in Eukaryota, Metazoa, Chordata, Aves, Casuariiformes, Dromaiidae.
GCGGCGGGGCCGGCGCUGCCGCCCAUAAAGGCGCGGGCGCGGCGGCGGCGGGGAGCCGGGCUGGGAGCCCUGCGCCGAGCGGAGCGGAGCGGAGCGGUGCGGAGCGCAGCGCGCACGCGGGACCCGCGCAGAUAUCCUCUCCUCCACUCUGCAACCAUGGCCACCUCAGCAAGCUCCCACUUGAGCAAAGCUAUCAAGCACAUGUACAUGAAGCUGCCGCAAGGCGAGAAGGUGCAGGCCAUGUACAUCUGGAUAGAUGGGACUGGGGAGCACCUGCGCUGCAAAACCCGCACACUGGACCACGAGCCCAAGAGCCUCGAAGAUCUCCCCGAGUGGAAUUUCGAUGGCUCCAGCACUUUCCAGGCCGAAGGCUCCAACAGUGACAUGUACCUGCGGCCUGCUGCCAUGUUCCGGGACCCUUUUCGCAAGGACCCAAAUAAGCUAGUGCUCUGCGAGGUCUUCAAAUACAACCGCCAGUCAGCAGAGACAAAUCUCCGACACACCUGUAGGCGGAUUAUGGAUAUGGUGUCCAACCAGCACCCCUGGUUUGGGAUGGAGCAAGAGUACACUCUUCUGGGGACAGAUGGGCAUCCCUUUGGCUGGCCUUCCAAUGGCUUUCCUGGACCCCAAGGUCCGUACUACUGUGGUGUAGGGGCAGACAAAGCCUAUGGCAGAGACAUUGUGGAGGCCCACUACAGAGCAUGUCUUUACGCUGGAGUGAAGAUCGGCGGAACCAAUGCAGAAGUGAUGCCAGCCCAGUGGGAGUUCCAGGUGGGACCAUGUGAAGGGAUUGAGAUGGGGGAUCACCUCUGGAUUGCACGUUUUAUCCUCCAUCGGGUGUGUGAAGACUUUGGAGUCAUUGUGUCCUUCGAUCCCAAACCCAUCCCUGGGAACUGGAAUGGUGCUGGCUGUCACACCAACUUCAGCACCAAGAGCAUGAGGGAAGACGGAGGUCUCAAGCACAUCGAAGAAGCCAUUGAGAAGCUGGGCAAGCGCCACCAGUACCACAUCCGUGCCUACGACCCCAAAGGGGGGCUGGACAACGCCAGGCGCCUGACAGGCUUCCACGAGACCUCCAGCAUCCACGAGUUCUCUGCUGGCGUGGCCAACCGCGGCGCCAGCAUCCGCAUCCCCAGGAACGUGGGCCAUGAGAAGAAGGGCUACUUUGAGGACCGCAGGCCUUCUGCCAAUUGUGAUCCUUAUGCUGUGACGGAGGCCCUUGUCCGCACGUGUCUCCUCAAUGAAACUGGAGAUGAGCCUUUUGAGUACAAGAACUAAGCGGACUGUGCCUACAGACACCACCUUCCCCCCACACUUCCCACGCCCCUAAACUUCCCUUCUAGAUGUAAUUCUGAGGUCACAACAUGCCAUGUUUCGUGUCCCAAUAACUCUUGUUGUCUUGGGAUGGGGGAGGAAGGAGCGUUUAGUUUUAUCAAUGUCUGUUUGUCAUUGACUCUUCAAAAGACAAGAGGAGGAGAGGGCGUUAGAAAACUUUUAACCACUGUUGUUUGUCUAAUUCAUCUGUACAUCUGAUGGGGAUCCACUGGCUUCCAGGGACAGACCACAUACAAGCAAAAAGCCAGCAGACAAGUGAAAAGCUACAGUUAUCAUUGGCUUCCCUAAGAGCCAUAUUUGGAUGUUAGCCUCAUUGCUGGCUCUCGAAGGUUGGUGCCCUUCUGAGGAGAAGGGAAGAUGAGAGCUGUGAUGGAGCCCCACUCUCUCCCACCUGCAUGGCGUGAUGGAGGAGUUUUCCACCUCUGGCCACCUUAAGGUUUCCAGGAAUCUUCUAGCAUUGAGCUCAGCAUAGGAGCGUUUAGAAGAACUCCUUGUUCUGUCACUGGAAGUCAGCUGAUCUCCUGCUCAUAACACAGAGUGAAGUAGUAUUUUUCUAUUUAAAUAUAAAAACAAAAAAAUCAUAUGAAAGUGUUUUCUUUUUUUAAAAAGAUGAUGUUCCAAUGACUUGGCCAGCUAGAGCAGGCAGGGUUCCUGAGGUUGCUGUUGGAGGGCCUCCAGGUAGGAUUGAGGGCGAGCUUGGAGGGCUCAGUGGAGGAGAAUUGGGUGAGGAUUUUCGGCAUGGCAUGCAGUUUGCAGGAAGCCAGUUCCCAGACUUGGGAAGCCAGCACUAAUGUUUAUCAGUGAAACUCAAGCAGCCAUGAACUGCUUGUCGGUGUGUAGAUCAAAACAAGGAAGGUGUUCUGAACUAUGAGUUGGCUGGUCAACUUAACCAUGUUCUGGACAGAGUUGUGGUUGUUUUACCUUUCCAGUGGGGUUAGCAUGUCACUAAAGCAGGGCUUUUGAUAAAGAAACAAGUUUUAGAUUUUUUUUUUCCAUUACGUUUGUUAGUUUCUAAAACUGAAUGGUUUUACAGAGACCAUCGAUGUUACUGUUGUGUCCUGGCUCUCAGACUGCCUGCCAUCCAGCCAUGACAGCGCUCCUGAGAAUGGAGAAGCAAUCAGCCUUCCCAGCCAGCCCCUGGCACCUCCCAGCUAAUGCCAGGGGGUUCAAACGUUCCGGGGUUUUAUACUUGGGCAUCUUAGAUGGUGCCAGUUAUAUUCCGUUGCAUUUGGACUUCUUCAGAAUAGUUUUUUUAUAUAUAUAAUAAAAAAGAGAGAACAAAACCUUAA